Nannospalax galili (Upper Galilee mountains blind mole rat) is the source of this 1212-nucleotide messenger RNA. RefSeq names its product biphenyl hydrolase like (gene Bphl). The coding region runs from base 45 to 902 and encodes 285 amino acids. The record is from RefSeq and is a predicted model, not a curated record. Lineage: Eukaryota; Metazoa; Chordata; Mammalia; Rodentia; Spalacidae. The transcript has 7 exons.
UUUCCAGCUGGGCUCGCGUACAUUCCGCGGUGAGACCCGGAAACAUGGCGGUGGCGGUCUGUCGGGCCGCGCUGCAGCUGCGGCUGCUCCUUUCACCCCUGAAGCCCGGAUCCCGGCCCACGGCCGCCUUUGGCACUGCAGUGACCUCCGGCAAGGUGGCUGUGAAUGGCGUUCACCUGCAUUACCAGAGAGCUGGAGACGGGGAGCAUGCGGUCCUGCUACUUCCUGGGAUGCUGGGAAGUGGAGCAACGGAUUUUGCACCUCAACUUCAGAACCUAAGUAAGCAGCUCUUCACAGUGGUGGCCUGGGAUCCUCGAGGAUAUGGGCAUUCCAGACCCCCAGAUCGAGAUUUCCCAGAGGACUUUUUUGAAAGGGAUGCAAAAGAUGCUGUUGACUUGAUGAAGGCGCUGCAGUUCAAGCAGGUCUCCCUCCUGGGCUGGAGUGAUGGUGGCAUAACUGCGCUCAUCGCUGCUGCAAAGUACCCAUCUUACAUCCGCAAGAUGGUGAUUUGGGGAGCGAACGCCUACAUCACUGAGGAAGAUGUCAGGAUUUACCAGGGCAUCCGAGAUGUUUCUAAAUGGAGUGAAAAGACAAGAAAGCCCCUGGAGGCGCUGUAUGGCUAUGACUACUUUGCCAGAACCUGUGAGAAGUGGGUGGACGGCAUCAACCAAUUUAAGCAUCUGCCAGAUGGUAACAUCUGUCAGCACCUGCUGCCUCUGGUCCGGUGCCCCACCCUUAUUGUGCAUGGGGAGAAGGAUCCUCUGGUCCCACGUUUUCACGCUGACUUCAUUCAUAAGCAUGUGAAAGGAUCACGAUUGCAUCUGAUGCCAGAAGGAAAACAUAACUUGCAUUUACGUUUUGCAAAUGAAUUCAACAAACUGGCAGAAGAAUUCUUACAAUGAAAACAUGGGAAGACUUUGGUGUCUCAGUAGUUCUGCAUUGAAGGACUUGAUCAUGCCAUUGCCUAGUACCAGGAUGCUCCAAAACACCCUCCCUUGCUUUGUGCCUCAGUUCAGACCUGCCAGGCUUUCUACCAUCCCUACAAUAUGACUCUACUCAAGCAGGAAUAGUAGCACAUCAAAAUCAGGUUCUAGCUUUAAAAACUACAAAAAAAAUGAAUGCUGAUUUUUAAACAUUAAAUUAUGAAUAUCUAUCAUUGUCUUAAAAGUAAAUUCUUACCAUCAUUUUCAAAUAAAUUUUAUGUGAAACAUU